Molecule: messenger RNA, 2648 nt
Organism: Phialemonium atrogriseum
Lineage: Eukaryota; Fungi; Ascomycota; Sordariomycetes; Cephalothecales; Cephalothecaceae
Exons: 4
Coding region: 267-2402 (711 amino acids)
Biological process (GO): embryo development; anterior/posterior axis specification; animal organ morphogenesis
Cellular component (GO): nucleus
Molecular function (GO): DNA-binding transcription factor activity; RNA polymerase II transcription regulatory region sequence-specific DNA binding
Source: RefSeq, a predicted model, not a curated record
UAGAGAUCACCGCGAACCAGACUUUCGUUCCUGAAGGGUAGAGGUCGCACCAAACUCUGGAGCUUGAGUCCUUCGAUUCUGCACCAAACAAACAAACAAACAAACAAACAAACAACAGCCGUCUCCUCGACACUCGUUCAUAGGUGACCUCGGUCACUCCUUUCCAACCAGAGAGGACUGAUCUCAGCACGGUGGUGGCAUCUGGCCGAUUCCCUACAGGACGAAGACUCCAGUUUCCCUCCAAACAACGACAGUCUCUAUUUCCAAUGCUCGUUACCAGGCAAUGUGAAACGGAGCAGAAUCAUUGGUCUGUCAGCAAGCUCGAGACCAUCUUCCACAAGCCCUCCAACAGCCCACGCAUGUCGAACAACUUCGAGACUCCGUUGUCGACACAGUCAGACUGGCAGGGGCAGUACUCGUUCCUCCCGCCAGGAGACGGCAGCAUCUUCUCGCAGUCCUACGACCAUGUGACGAGCUCGGCAGAUAAUACAGACUCGCAGGCGCAGCCGAGGUCGGCACCUGCGCCCGGCAACCCACUUGAGAUUGACGGGUCCAAGUCCGAGGGGAGCUCUCUGAGCUCGCCGCUGGGCCAUCGCCGCAGCCUUGACCCGCUCGGCUUGCGACAGCCCAAGCCGCCUACCCCUAUCCAAGAGCAAGCGGAGACGCAUGGCGACCAAUAUACUCAGAAGGCAGCAGAGUCGGUGCGCGAGGAAUCCUUGGUCUCUACCGAGACCCAGGGCUUGUCAAUGGGCUCCAAUCCCCUGAGUUCCGUGUCGUCUGCUGGACAGGGCUCCGAAAUCCCCUCCGGCCAGCCGGGCAACGAGGCACAGGGCGGCGUCAAGGAUGAAGAGGAAAUCCUGGACGACGAAGAGAUGAUCGAGGGAGACGGAGAUGGAGAGACGCCAACUCAGCCCCAGACGGCGGCAGAGCGUACCGCUCAGCGGCGGAAGAUGAAGCGCUUCAGACUAACCCAUCAACAAACCCGGUUCCUCAUGAGCGAGUUUGCAAAACAACCACAUCCAGAUGCGGCACACAGAGAGCGGCUUUCAAGGGAGAUUCCUGGACUGAGCCCCCGGCAAGUUCAGGUUUGGUUCCAGAAUCGCCGUGCCAAAAUCAAGCGCCUCACAGCGGACGACCGGGACAGGAUGAUCAAGAUGAGGGCCGUCCCGGACGACUUUGACAACGUCCAGGCGCUCCACUCCCCCUACGGAGCAGUCCAAGGACUGGGAACACCGAUCUCGUCGCCUGUUGACUUCGGCGGCUCAUCCUACGCGGACCACAUGAUGCGGCCCCUAAUGGUCGAUGUUCGGCGUGCUGAAGGCGACGACCAUCUUUCCCCAACCGGUCUCAGUCCGGCAUUUGGAAGCAUCGGCUUCAAUCCGUCAGCCACCCUCAGCAAUCCCGACAUCCUCUCCCCAAUGUCGCCGACCUCGAGCGACCGCUACGCAUACUCCAGCCACAUGUCUACGCCCCUGAGCGCUGGACCUCGCACGUCGAACCCCUUUGGAAGCCGGCAAGGCAGCCUGGAUUCGGGCAUGCAAAUGCAUGGCCAUCACUCAAGGCAGCAGCAGAUCCGUCCUCUUCAACCUCUCCAACUGCGCGAAACCAUGUCCAGGUCGCGAUCGGACAAUCUCCAGUCGCCACUGAGAUCAAGCAUGUCCUGGAAAGGAGAUGCGAUCGAUUACACCACGUACCAUGGGGGAGCUGGCUCGCCUCAAUUGGGCGGACGGCCACCCCUGUACCAGCAAGACCAGAUGAGUGGCGCGUCUCCUGGUGGGCUGGGGGCGUACGACUCCAGCAACUACUCGGGCUCUACGGUUCAGUCACCGACGCACAUGAACUAUCCCAACUUCCAGUCUUCUAGCAUGCAGCAGAACCCUCAGGGCCGCUCGCGACUAAGGGCCGCAUCGGCAUCGCUGCCGCUGGGCCUAGACCUCCGCAACCAGAUGCGUUCCGUAGGAUCAGGACACAACAUGCAGCCGAGCGCUCACUCUCCCGGUGCGCGGACCUCUUCCACUCCUCAGCUAGGAGGAGUCUCCCAAAGCUAUACUGCGAGCUUCCCAUCCGCGCCGCUCACGGCACCGAUGGACUUCCACCUGCCCAGGACACCCGGCUUCCGGACCUCGGGAGCCGACUACUCGAUGCCCCAGAUGAGCGCCCCAAUAGCCCCACCGAACGACUUCUCUCAGGCAUUCCAGGCCAGCAUGUCUACCUCAAAUUCCAGGACCCCUAUGAGGGAGUCGUUUGGCGGCGGACCUCUGUCAAUGGGUCACGGCCAGAACUCGGGCGAGCGAAGCGAUGACUACUCAGGGGAACACAUGGGCAUGAAGCGCAAGCGUAGCUUCACCACGCCGUCUUCAGCAGCUGCGACGGGCCAGGGCACAUAUGGCAACACGACAUAAUGAGAAGACGAGAAACAGAACAAUUUGAUGAGCGCUGGGAAUAUAUAUCAUUUAACUGGGUGGAAUGGCUCUUACUGGUUUGGGGUUUUGGGCGUCAACACGACGAUGACGAUGACUGGGAAUAACUUGUGUUUGCUACAAAGUGCUCUGCUCCUUUUCUCUCGCAACUGAUUAUUUUUUUUUAUUUUUUUUGUGACGCAAGAUAAUACCCCAGUUCCUUUGUUUAUACCAGUGUGUGUUAGGGUA